This is a messenger RNA of Plasmodium vivax (malaria parasite P. vivax), 2652 nucleotides long. RefSeq names its product adenylyl cyclase 1, putative. The record is from RefSeq and is a predicted model, not a curated record. NCBI's taxonomy places the organism in Eukaryota, Apicomplexa, Aconoidasida, Haemosporida, Plasmodiidae. The transcript has 22 exons. Gene Ontology annotation, biological process: intracellular signal transduction; cyclic nucleotide biosynthetic process. Bases 1 to 2652 code for a protein of 883 amino acids.
AUGCCGGACUUAAAGCACAUUUAUGCAAAGGAAAUCCUACCAAAUGAGAAACUCAAAAGAUAUUUCUUAAAAUGUAGAUCGAAGGAAAAAGUUUUAUACUCCUUUACCUCUGACAAUGAAAUCACAAAUGGGGAGAGAAAAUACGAUGACGAAGUGGAAAUUUCGAAAUAUGAGGGGCUGCACUCCAAUGCGCGGACGAGGCUGGCCAACCUGCUGUACCUUCUGUACCUCUUCUUCGUGAUUUUUAGCAAAGACGUUUUUUACUUCCUCCUAGAAAAGAAGCAUGACACGCUUUCGGACUACCUGAUCAUCCUCCUCAUCCUCACAUGCUGCGUCGAAGUGAUGAUAAACUUUCUGACGAGGAAAACCUACACCUGCUAUUUUAUGUUCUUCGAAAUUGUCUCUUUGGUAUCCCUAUGCUUUGAUUUGUACUUUUGUGAGUGUUACCUCUUCGAUUGGUUCGACUCCUAUGUGAAGAGGAUAAACCGAAUAAGUGAUGUUGGCAGCGAAGACGUUUUUUAUUUAAUAAACCUGGUGAAGGCUCUGAGGGUUACAAAGAUAUACCGGCUGAUCAUUUGCUUCGUCGGGAGACACACCAAGGAGAAGUACAAGCACAGGAAUGAGUGGAACUUCGAAAAAAUGGAGAGCAUGCAGAAUAGAACCAAUUUGAAGGAGAGCCUAAAAUUUACGAACAAAAUGCACCUGGCGCUGAUAAAAAGAUACUUCAUGUCCCUGUUCUUCGUGAUGCUGUCCUGUAUACUUAUCGAGACGGUAAGGGUGUCCGUGCCCAAAGUGCAGAAUAACUCCAUGGAGUACUUCAUCUACAACCUCGACCUGUUCGUAAAAAGGAAAAGCGGAAUUGAUCCAAUUUCCUUAGAGGAUUACUACGAAUCUGAAUUGUUGAAGGCCCUUUAUUUUUACACCAAAAUUCAAAAGGAAAAGGGAGCCGAAGAAUACCUAGUCAGCUUUAAAUCCAAGAGAAAACUGCAAAACUUCGUCAACAAAAAGGAGUUAACUAAGGAGCUCCUGAAAUUUAUAAGCAUGAGCCCCCCGAGCGGGGGGGACGACGAAGAGGAAGUAAUUCUCAGUGGCACAAUUAAGGACCUCAACUCCCUAAGGAGGUACGAAACGAAAGUGUACCAGUCGGCAGAAUUUACCUUCUACAUAAAUGUUCAGAAGAAUGUGAAGAAGCGAAUAAAGAACGUUGUCUUGUUGAAGAUUCUCGUCAUCGUGUUCUCCUUCAUUAUACUGUUUUACUUUACCUCCGAACUGAACGUUUUGCUAUUCCCAAUAGAGAGCAUAUUGAAGAAGUUGAAGCUGAUGAAAUCGAACCCCACGCUGGCACUGGAAAUGCAGGAGGAGCUGCUGAACCAUGAGCUGGACAACAUCCUCAGGAACACAAAGAUGAAGCGAAAGGGCAUAAAGCAGAAUUACGAAAUUUUGAAGAUGGAGGAAAAUUUGAUGAAGCUGGGAACCCUGAUGUUGUUAGGCUUCGGCGAGGCGGGCGCGAAAAUCAUUUCUAAAAAUAUCAACGCGCAGGAGAGAGUGAACUUGCUGGUGAAUGGGGAAGUGGUUUACUCCGUCUUUUCAUUUUGCGACAUACGGAACUUCACCGAAAUAACGGAGGUGCUGAAGGAGAAGAUAAUGAUAUUCAUAAACCUGGUGGCGGAGAUCAUCCACGACUGCUGCGACUUCUACGGGGGGUCGAUAAAUAAGAACAUCGGCGAUGCAUUCCUGCUUGUCUGGAAAUGCAAAAAAAGAGACUUUCACAAUGAGAGGAUAAGUCUGUUGACGUCCAAGUACCACGUGCCAGGUGGAGGGAAUAGGGGGGAGAUUUCGGAGGGGGCAUGCAUAAAUAGGGUUUGCGAUUUGGCCUUUCUGGCCACGGUGAAGACGUUGAUCAGGCUGCACGAGUCGGAGAAGAUACGCUCCUUCCUCAAAAGCGAGAAGAUCCACGAGCUCGUCGGGAGCAACGUCAUCGAGUUAAGUUUCGGGCUGCACUUUGGCUGGGCCAUCGAGGGGGCCAUUGGCAGCAGCUACAAAAUUGACCUCUCUUACCUGUCCGAGAAUGUGAAUAUAGCGAGCAGACUGCAGGACAUUUCGAAGACCUACAAGAGGAACGUCGUCAUCUCGGGCGAGUUCUACGACAACAUGUCUGAGGGGUUCAAGAAGUCCCUGCGCAGAAUAGAUAGAGUUACCCUGAAGGGAUGCGGGAACCCACUGGAUUUGUACACCUUUGACAUACGUCUAGAUAAGAUUCCGAAGAAAAAAAAUGUAGAAGCGUUUGAUGUGGCCAGAAAUGUUGACAUAAAAAUGAUUUUGAAUGACAUAAAGCAAAAGACAGAGAGACGCCGUCGGAAGAAGGAAGUGUUGAAUCUGGCUUACGACCUGUACGAGGAAUAUUCAAAGAGCGAAGACAUAAAGUCAAUUCAGAUGAAUUUCCCUGAGGAGUAUUUGAGGCUGUUUGGAAAUGCGCUGGAGUUGUAUUUGGGUGGAGACUGGCGGGAGUCGCACAGACUGCUGGAGCAUUUGCGGGGGAACUUCUCCUGCGAGGAUGACAUCGUGUGUCAGUUGGGGGACUUCUUGCGUGCGUCAAAUUUGACUGCGCCGAGUGAUUGGGGUGGUUUCCGGCGGUUUUUGCAGAAGUCGUAG